Messenger RNA from Pyricularia grisea, 918 nucleotides. RefSeq lists its product as uncharacterized. The coding region runs from base 1 to 918 and encodes 305 amino acids. The record is from RefSeq and is a predicted model, not a curated record. The transcript is spliced from 2 exons. Lineage: Eukaryota; Fungi; Ascomycota; Sordariomycetes; Magnaporthales; Pyriculariaceae.
AUGCAGCCAAUGGCUCAUCCCACUUCAAGCAUGGUGGUGCUGUUGCUUUCCCUGCUGCUAGCGUUUGCUGGCGCUGCACAAGCCACCGCGGAUAGCCUGCCAUCAUACCACUUUGGUGCACCCAUCCCAGUGGAGUGCUUGAACAGAAGCUCAGAAACCGGCGAACAUAUUGAGCUUCCAAACCAUGAGCUCCAAUGGAUUCCCUUCCCAACCUGUAACGAAACGGGCAAGUCCCUCGAGUUCAAUUAUGGCAUCGAGACGGAGCUCAACUGCACCAUCCCUAUGAUCACAGACCCAUUCUUCCACCUACUCGAGUUCUACAUACAUUCGGACGCGCCUCUGGCGUGCCGCCUGCCAUCCAGGCCGUGGCCGCACGUCGAGGCGGUGGGCGAGAAGCCCUUCAAGAUGGAGUACAUACCACUUGUCUUUGCGCUGGCUGGAACGCUGCAGCUGUCGCACCUGCACAUCAGUACGCACCUCAACGUACUGUUGCACAGCACGCCCAAGCACCAUAUCCACCCGCACGACAGCGGAGUGCUGGACUCCGGCGCCGCCUACAGCACCUCGCCGCUUAGCCACAUCACGGGUCCGGCUGCUCAGACCAGGCGUCUCGUUAUUGGCGACCCGCUGCCGCUCAGCUUUAGCGUGAGGUGGUUUCCGACCCCGGCCCUACCAAAAACGGAGGGCCAUGUCGAAUGGCAAGGCAUGGGAGGGCAUGUCUAUGCUAGCACUGUGUUUUAUGCCAUAUCUGCCUUCUUGGCGGGAAUGACAUGCUCCUGCGUCUAUUUCUGGGGCUACGUGCUGCCUCAGAGACUCCGUGGAAGAGCGCUGGGUGGAGCAACUCCGUUAGGCCAUGGGCUGAGCAAUGGUGUUGGUAAUGGUUGGGGUAUGGCUCCAAUCAAGAGGGCGAUAGACUAA